Molecule: messenger RNA, 4950 nt
Organism: Lingula anatina
Lineage: Eukaryota; Metazoa; Brachiopoda; Lingulata; Lingulida; Lingulidae
Product: chitin synthase chs-2
Biological process (GO): chitin biosynthetic process
Cellular component (GO): cell septum; cell periphery
Molecular function (GO): chitin synthase activity
Source: RefSeq, a predicted model, not a curated record
CAGCCGCACGAGCCUCUGAUAGCCUUAGCUGCCUUAUAAUUUUUCAGUUUUUGAGAUAUUGGAAGUGGCAUUGGAUAUUUUGGUCUAAUUUGGAAGGAGCAUAAUAAAGCAUGGUGAGGUAAAAGCCCGUCCUACAACGCCGCCAUGUCGUCGGUUAUGGGCUCGAUUCGUCACCGCGUUCAGCGGUUGGCAGACAGGUACGGAGCCCAGAGCGGCAACGAAUCGGAACCGGAAGAACCUCAUCUCAGCGAUGGUCAGCAACUGACGAUGUCUAAUGAAGCCUGGGACGUCUUCCAGACAGUAUCACGUGACAGCGGCCAUGUUGCCGGGGGUUGUUUCCAGACACCUCUGAAGAUUAUAAAGAUUUGCGCGUACAUGUUUUUCUUUACUGUAGCUGUGGCUUCUUUGUUCACCAGCAAAGUAACACUGUUAAUGAUGACAACCGGAGCAGGGGAUACAUUAAAGAGUAAAUACGAACGCGAUCUGAUUGUAGUUAUGCUGGUGAUCGCAGUCAGUAUGCCAAACGUCUUCGUCUUCGUGGAGAGCCUUUUGAAAUCCAUGUUCGGUAAUACCAGCUGGCCUUCUUUCGGGUCUAUAUUUGCAAUUAUACUUACUGAAAGUUGCCACACAUUCGGAUUGUGUAUAUUUGUUUUCCGUGUGCUUCCAAAAUUCGAUAUAAUCCGGGCACUUUUACUUAUGAAUGCCUCGUGCUUCAUCCCGGCACUCUUCAAACUUUUGUUUUCAAAAGUCGGGCGCGGACCAAUUACGAUAGUGUUUGACAUUCUGGCCACUGUUAUGCAAGCCUCCAUGUUUUUCCUGGUCACGAGGUUCCUGACACGUGACAAGACAGCCCUGCAGGGGGUUUCAGAAGUCGCACAGGUUCCCGCUGCCCUCGUUCUGAUAUCAAUCAGAUAUUGGGAAAACUAUAUCGACAGAGACAUAUUCAACAUUCCUGUCCAGGCUUUUAAGCAAUCGAUUCGCCGUGGUCGAUGUAAGUCAUACAUCAUUGCAAGUCUGUGGAAGAUCGGCCUGACGUUUGCAUUUGCCUACAUACUGAUUCCGCAUAUGACGCCAUUCGCUGACAUUGUCCAUAACAUAAAGAACGAAACACUUUAUCUUAAUAAAACAAGCGCUACUGACGAUGGAGGCGUGCUUUCCGCUGUUCCACCCGGUGACACCUUUGUCACGAACCCAGUAGAUAACGACAUCUAUGGAAAUAAUAUUGUCUCAAACACGGGAUCCCCAGACUUAUACUCGGACUAUGAUUUCGCCCCAUUUGGCGGAAGGAGAAAACGGCAAGCAAACGGGACAGGUGAACCUACGAAGGAUGUUGGCGGAGGGCAAGCGGGAGGGGACACAGCCCCGCCCGCCAACAGUGACGACACAAACUUCAACAACUACGAUUAUUAUAACUACGACGAAUACUACAAUACCAAAGCGUCAGCGGCACCAGCGGAAAUUGAUGAGACGUUUCUCCGCUUCUUGCCACUGAUUGUCCACGCGUUUUCUGGAGGUAUUUGUUGGUAUUUUGCAAGGUUAUCCUGUAAGCUUUGUAUGCAGCAAUUUGGUUUUACAUUCCCGCUGUCGUUAUCGACGCCAGCGACCAUGGGGAUCUUUCUGUAUUUGUGCUACGCCCAAGGAUGGGGGAGGGUCUUACUGCCUGACCUAGACAUUGGCUACUGGAAAUGUACUGAAAGUUGGCACUCAUCAACGUUCCCGUGGCAAAUUGCUUGUGGAUUGGGUCUGUGGUGGCUUUCACAACUUUGGGUUGCUUCUCACACGUGGUUUCCACGAAGUGAGAGGUUGGCAAAAGUAGAAAGACUAUUUGUCCUUCCUCAGUACUGCGGUAUAUUCUUAGAACAGUCCUUACUGCUAAACAGACGAAGGAACGACGAGGAUGAGUUUGUGAAAGCAAAUCGCCCGACAAAACUGAACAUUGAACCCACGGCAGACGACAGUGCCUCCCAGGUGGACUCGGUGUCAGACGACCGCGGCUUCACGGCACGUGACCGCGUAAAUUCCCGGAUAUACGUCUGCGCAACAAUGUGGCACGAGACAUCGAACGAAAUGGUACAGAUGUUGAAGUCUAUCAUGAGAAUGGACGUUGACCAGAGUGCGAGGAGUAAUGCUCAGGAAUACUUCGGCAUUACGGAUCCCGACUUUUAUGAAUUUGAAGCUCAUGUGUUCUUUGAUGAUGCAAUGGAAGACACAGCAGAGGGUGAGAAAGCCUGUAACAUCUUCGUUAAACAGAUGGUGGAUGUCAUAGAGUUGGCUGCAACGUCCAUCCAUCAGGCCGCCAUGGUGAUAGCGCCCCCUGUAAAGACACCCACGCCGUACGGCGGACGCUUGACCUGGACGCUCCCCGGGGGUAACCUGCUCUACGUGCACAUCAAGGACAAGAACAAGAUACGGCACAAGAAAAGGUGGUCGCAGGUAAUGUACAUGUACUACCUUUUGGGUUACCGUCUAAUGGGCAACACGGAUGAAGGUAUAUACUACGGUACGUCGGACGUUGGAGGUAAUAAAGCCACGCAGCCUGACAUGGACAAUCCCAUCUACCAGAGAAGUAGGAUAUUCCGCCAUAUGAAUCACGUCCAGCGACUACAGGCUGAGAACACAUACUUGCUUACCCUGGACGGAGAUAUCGACUUCAAGGCAGAAUCGGUCACUUUGCUGGUGGACAGGAUGAAGAAGAACAAGAAAGUGGGAGCGGCUUGUGGACGUAUUCAUCCCAUCGGCACUGGCCCCAUGGUGUGGUAUCAGAAGUUCGAGUACGCCAUUGGUCACUGGCUGCAGAAGGCUGCCGAGCACAUGCUGGGAUGUGUACUGUGUAGCCCGGGCUGUUUCUCUCUGUUCAGAGGAUCCGCCAUCAUGGAUGACAACGUUAUGCGCACGUACGCCACCAAGUCCACUGAGGCACGCCACUACGUGCAGUACGAUCAAGGUGAAGACCGCUGGCUGUGCACUCUUCUCCUGCAGCAAGGCUACAAAGUGGAAUACUGCGCAGCUGCCGACGCCUCAACCUACGCCCCUGAAACAUUCCGGGAGUUCUACAACCAGCGCCGUCGUUGGAUCCCGUCCACUCUGGCCAACAUGAUGGACCUGUUGUCCGACUACAACCACACCGUGGGGGUCAACGAUAACAUUUCGUACCUGUACAUCUUCUACCAGGCUGUCGUCAUGGGUGCCAGUCUGCUCGCGCCGGCCACCGUUAUCCUCAUGGUCGCGGGUGCCAUCCAUGUCGUCAUUGGCGGGAACCUCUACUGGCUGUGGCUAGGCAUAUCCGUUGGUGCUGGAGUUUUCUUCAUGAUCGUCUGCUUUCGAAGUAAAUCAGGGACGCAGAUCACCGUGGCAGCCUAUAUGAGUACGUUUUACGCCAUUCUCAUGUUGGCCGUCACGGUCGGUAUUGUGGUUCAGACGGCACAGGACACUUGGACCAGUCCAAACGCCAUGUUCAUCAUUGUUCUGAUAGGGAUAUUCCUCUUAGCCGGGCUGUUGCAUCCUGAAGAAUUCCUGUGUCUCGUUCCGGGAACGCUUUAUUUUCUAUGCAUCCCGUCGGGUUUCUUGUUGCUGUUUAUCUACUCGCUCGUGAACAUGAACGUGGUCUCGUGGGGCACGAGGGAAAUGCCGAAAGUGGACAGCAAGGAUGAGCGGAAGGACCUGAAGGAACAGAAAGGAGGAUGCGGCUCAUCGAAGGAUUUCCUCUGCAACUUCUGCUGCUGUAUCAAAAGGAAGAUCAGCAAUAUGUUCGGCGCGACAGAAUCGAACGCUCAGCAGGCUGUGCCGCAGAAGGAAGAGAUAGUCAGAACUGUAAUGGAAGAGCUCGAAAAAAUAGAGGCCGCCACCAACAGGAGUGACCGGUCUGGAGGUUAUGCUACCCCCAAUGCCAGGACCUAUAUGACGACCGAAGAGGCCCGAAACCCGCCGCCAAUGUUCGGUAGCAGCACGGAGCGCACCCAGAGCAUCAUCAGACAGCUGAACAGCAUACACCGAGACAUGAACCGACUUCCAGAAGAUGACAACAUAGACAAGUACAAGGAUUCCGAGUCCAUUUACGCAGCCGGCAGACCAACCUCCGCCUACAGAGAUCCUUACUAUCACCACACCUCCAGCGAGCCUCGUAUCCAGAGAGACGACCUAGUCAAUCCAUUUUGGAUUACUGAGAAAGAGCUAAAGCGAGGUCCGGUGAGAUAUCUCGACAACAGUGAAACGCAAUUUUGGCAAAAACUCAUCGAGAAAUAUCUCUACCCGCUUAACCACGACAAAACGCACGAGAAGAAGAUCAGCGUUGACCUAAAGCGCCUUCGCAACAACGCAUCCUUCCUGUUCUUCAUGCUGAACUUUCUUUGGUUGUUCAUCAUCUUUCUCCUGCAGAUCGUCCAGGAUCAGUUGAAAGAAACGCUCUACAUCCGCGUUCCAAGGGCCAACGGGGAGGGCGAGCAGCGCCAUUUUGAGCCUCUCAGCGUCGCCUUCCUUGUUUUCUUCGCUCUGAUCAUCCUGAUCCAGUUCAUCUCCAUGUUGUUCCACAGGUACGGCACCUUCCUCCACAUCCUUUCCUCCACCAGCCUCAGGUGCUGUAGCAAGAAGUACCAGCCCAUAGGCGUGGAGGAGGUAGUCGACGCGGUCAAAGAGCUUCAGAAGAUCCGCGGAACCGUCAUGGACGAGGACAUGGAGUCGCAGUACGAUUUCCCAGACGUCGACAUCGAAGAUACCAACCCGGAUAUUGUCAGCUCCAGCGGGGUGGACAGCCAGAGACGCAAGCGCCCCAAACAUUACUCAAACAAGACUCUAAAAGGGGCCUUUGUAAAGCGAUACAACGCGCUGUCCAAGAGAAGCGUCAGUAACAAGGGGCAAAACCGACGUCCAGGCGUCGCUGAGGUCUUCGACAAUAUGGCGUUUGAGGACAAUCUGUAGCUGUAGCACGCACAAAUUUCUCUGCAAUUUACUCAC